GCAAGUUCCCGCCAAUUCUCGCCUCCCCCAAAACCUAAUCCAACACCCCCAAAUCACCCCCCUCCUCUCCUUUCCUCCCCUCUCGCGCCGCCGCCGCUUUCGCGCCAUGCCUCGACGAAGCGGGAACCCCUCCCCCGGGUCCAGCAGCCGGCGCCGCCGCCGCGGCGAGGAGGAGGACGGAUUCCCCUCCGACGACACCUCCGACUCCGACUUCGUCGCCGACUCCGAGGACGAGGCCGAGGUGGAGGACGACGAGGGGUGUGCGCCCGAUGCGGACGGCGCGCCCGCUCCCGUGCGCGCGGUGGCGCCGCCGCCGCCGUAUCGGCCGCGGAAGGGGAAGGGGAGUAAGAAGGCGAGGGACGAGGACGCGCCGCCGCUGCCGUGGGAGGAGUGGGAGGUGGCAAACGGUAAAUGGCUCGACGAGCGCAUGGCUGCGGGUGAGGACGGCGAGGCCUCGGAGGCUGCAGCCACGGCGGCCGGGUCCGUGCCGACGGUGGAGCCGGCCCCGGAGGUGGUGCUCCCGCUGCUGCGCUUCCAGAAGGAGUGGCUCGCGUGGGCGCUAGCACAGGAGGCCUCCGUCUCGCGCGGCGGCAUCCUCGCCGACGAGAUGGGGAUGGGGAAGACCAUCCAAGCCAUCUCUCUCGUCCUCACUGCGCGCCGGCUCCGCCCCCCUGGCCAGCGGGGGGCGGCCUCCUCGGCAUCGCUUGGCUGCCCGAUGCGGCCGUUGGGGUGCACGCUGGUCAUCUGCCCAGUGGUGGCCGUCAUCCAAUGGGCUCAGGAGAUCGAGCGGCAUACUGCCAAGGGCAGUGUGCGCGUGCUGCUCUACCAUGGCCCUAAGCGCGGCACGCAGAACUAUGAUUUCGACAACUACGACUUUGUUCUCACCACCUACUCCACCAUCGAGGCGGACUACCGGAAGCACAUCAUGCCACCCAAGAUUCGGUGCAAGUACUGCGAUAAAUUGUUUUACCCCAUCAAGAUGAAGGUGCAUUUGAAGUAUUACUGUGGGCCUGAUGCCGAGCGCACCGAGAAGCAGGCUAAGCAGCAGAGCAAGAAAUGGGGUAGCAAGAAGGUGAAGGGAAAGAGAAGGGGUCAUAAGAAGGAGGGUGAUGAAGAGAACGGGGAUUUUGAAGAAUUGGGUGAUGAAUUAGGGAGUCUGUCAAGGGGUGAGUCACCUCUGCACUUGGUGCGGUGGGAGCGGAUUAUCUUGGAUGAGGCCCACUUCAUAAAAGAUAGACGAUGCAAUACUGCAAGGGCUGUUUUUGCACUAGAGUCAGAAUACAAGUGGGCUCUGAGUGGAACACCCUUGCAGAACCGUGUUGGAGAACUUUACUCGCUGGUUCGCUUCUUGCAAAUAUUCCCUUACUCUAACUAUUUCUGCAAGGACUGUGGCUGCGAGACAUUAGAUACCCGUAUGAAGAAACAGUGUGACUGUGGUCACUCAUCUGUUAGACACUUUUGCUGGUGGAAUAAGUACAUAGCGAAGCCAAUACAGUGGGGUACAGCAAGUGAUGAGGGCCAAAGAGCCAUAGUUCUUCUGAAGGAGAAAGUUCUGAAAGGCAUAGUGUUAAGGCGCACUAAAACAGGCCGAGCUGCAGAUCUUGCUAUUCCACCAAAGAUUGUGACAUUGAGGCGGGACUCGUUUGAUAAAAAUGAAAUGGAAUUCUAUGAAGCUUUGUAUACCCAAAGCUGCACACAAUUUGAUUCAUAUGUCGUUGCUGGAACACUGAUGAACAAUUAUGCUCAUAUCUUUGAUCUCCUCACAAGGUUGAGACAGGCUGUUGAUCAUCCCUACCUUGUAGCAUAUUCUAAGACAGCAGGACUUCGUGAAGGACUGAAAAACGAAGGAAUUGAGUCCAUGGAAAGCCAGUGUGGUAUAUGUCAUAAUAUGGCUGAAGAUAUUGUGGUUACCUCUUGUGAUCAUGCAUUCUGCAAGACUUGUUUGAUGGACUAUUCUGCAACUUUGGGGAAUGUUUCAUGUCCAUCCUGUUCAAAACCUCUUACUGUGGACUUGACUACACAAAAUUCAGGAGAAAGGGUUACUCCAACUGUCAAGUGUAGCAAACGCUCAGGCAUAUUAGGCAGGCUAGAAAGCCUUGCAGAUUUUAAGACAAGUACAAAAAUUGAUGCGUUGAGGGAGGAGGUAAGAAACAUGAUUGAGCACGAUGGUUCAGCCAAAGGGAUUGUGUUCAGCCAGUUCACAUCAUUCUUGGAUUUGAUUCAAUUCUCCCUGGAGAAGUCUGGCAUCAAGUGUGUCCAACUUAAUGGGGCCAUGAACAUUGCCGAGAAGGGAAGAGCCAUAGAUACCUUCACUGAUGAUCCAGACUGCAGGAUCUUUCUGAUGAGCCUGAAAGCAGGAGGGGUAGCUCUGAAUCUCACUGUAGCGUCUCAUGUUUUCUUGAUGGACCCGUGGUGGAAUCCAGCAGUCGAGAGCCAGGCCCAGGAUCGGAUCCACCGAAUUGGGCAGUUCAAGCCAAUCAGAAGCAUGAGGUUUGUGAUCAAGGACUCAGUUGAAGAGCGCAUAUUGCAACUUCAAGAGAAGAAGCAACUGGUGUUUGAAGGCACGGUUGGCGACUCACCAGAGGCCAUGUCGAAGCUUACAGAGGCUGACCUGAGGUUUCUAUUCCAGAUCUAACCGCUGCCUAGUGUCAUCACAGUAGCGUAGCCUGGGAGCACUGACAGACAUCUAGGAACUUGACUGCGCCAUCAACCACCGAAGCGUCCGCUCAUCGAUCGACUUUUGGCAUACAUUUUUUGAUAGUAUGCUCUUGAAUUUUGAGCAUCCCCACCUCAUAGCGCCCACACAAGUGGAACAUUUGUAACCCUGUUGGCUCGUUUUGGAUGAGGAAAGGGCGUUACUAGUGUUCGAUGUAUAUUGUGAUAGGCUAUUUGCGUAUU
Phragmites australis (common reed) is the source of this 2898-nucleotide messenger RNA. RefSeq names its product ATP-dependent helicase rhp16-like. The record is from RefSeq and is a predicted model, not a curated record. Gene Ontology annotation, molecular function: ATP binding; ATP-dependent chromatin remodeler activity; metal ion binding. Bases 107 to 2635 code for a protein of 842 amino acids. NCBI's taxonomy places the organism in Eukaryota, Viridiplantae, Streptophyta, Magnoliopsida, Poales, Poaceae. The transcript is spliced from 15 exons.